GAUAAUUUUGUGAUUUUAUUUUUUUUUAAUUUUAUUCUUUUUUAUAUUAUUUUUAUCUUUUUAUGAUUAUUUAAUAACCAUGGUAAUUGGUUAAGAAUUAUUCAUAUAACAUCCGUCCAAAAAAAGCUCAAGUCCCCAUACCUGUCCCGUGACAUUAAAUCUCUAAACAAACAUAACCAUCUUCCAGCUAACAUUCUAAAAUCCUACUCACUUCCUCUCGCUCUUCUCUUCUCCAUUUCCACACUUCAUUCCAACACUACCGACACAUUUCCCCUUCUUUCUCCUCCAUUUUUACCGACGCCAUUACAAAUAUGCACAAAUUUACGACGAUUAUCUUGCUUCUCUUUAUAUCGGCGCUUUCCUCCGGCGCUCAAGAUGAAGUAACAUGCUCAGGGAUCGUACCGUUGAAAAACCGGUACGAUAAGAUAUCAAUUACGGAUUUCGGCGCUGUGGGUGACGGAAAAACGGUUAAUACUAAAGCCUUUAGAGCGGCUAUAUUUAGGAUUAAACAUUAUAAAAGAAGAGGAGGUACGUUGCUGUAUGUACCUCCGGGAGUUUAUUUAACUGACCGGUUUAAUUUAACUAGUCAUAUGACUCUUUAUCUGGCUAGUGGUGCUGUCAUCAAAGCUUCUCAGGUUGUAUCUAAAGAUGUUUCAUAUUGGCCAUUAGCUGACCCCUUGCCUUCUUAUGGUAGAGGAAGGGAGCGGGAGGGAGGGAGGUAUAUGAGCUUCAUUCUAGGUGAUGGAGUCCGUGAUGUAAUAAUUUCUGGUGAGAAUGGAACAAUUGAUGGUCAAGGAGAUGUUUGGUGGGACAUGUGGAGGCAAAGGACACUUCCACAUACUAGGCCCCAUCUCGUAGAAUUCAUGCAUUCCAGCGACAUUAUAAUAUCUAACGUGAUCUUUAAGAAUUCUCCAUUUUGGAAUAUUCAUCCUGUCUAUUGCAGCAAUGUAGUUGUUCGAUAUGUUACCAUAUUGGCUCCAGCUGACUCUCCUAACACCGAUGGUAUUGAUCCAGAUUCAAGCUCCAAUGUCUGCAUAGAAGACUCGUACAUUGCAAAUGGCGAUGACAUGAUUGCCAUAAAGAGCGGGUGGGAUGAGUAUGGAGUUGCCUAUGGCCGCCCAAGCUCUGACAUCACUAUUCGAAGGGUAACUGGCUCAACUCCAUUUGCUGGCAUUGCUAUUGGAAGUGAGAUGUCUGGCGGCGUGCAGAACGUGUUGGCAGAACAUAUUAACCUUUUCAACAUGGGAGUCGGUAUACAUAUAAAAACCAAUGUGGGAAGAGGAGGUUACAUAAGAAACGUAACAAUCUCCAAUGUAUACAUUGAAAAAGCCCGGAAAGGUAUUAAGAUUGCUGGUAAUGUCGGAGAUCACCCAGACGACAAGUUUAACCCAAACACACUCCCAGUUGUUCAAGACAUCACUAUGAAGAGCAUAUGGGGCGAGAAGAUUUUACAGCCAGGACUGGUAAAGGGGAUAAAAAACGCCCCGUUUACUAACAUCUGUCUUUCUGAUAUCAAUCUCCACGGCUCUUAUAGUGCAAAAACAACUCCUUGGCAGUGUUCUGAUGUCAAGGGAUCAGCUUUAAAGGUAAGCCCCUGGCCUUGCUCUGAAUUGAUCAGCUCCCAAGAUGCUGGAUUCUGUUCCAUUCAAGCAUGAGCUAUAUAGUUUUGUAGUAUAUAGAAAUAUAUGUUCUAGUACAAGUUUAUGGGAGACUUCAAGUCUCCAUGAUCUAAACAUAUUCGAUUGUUCGGACGUACGUAAUAAAAGAAAUUAUUUUGUAUAUUUGCUUCAUAUGAUCCCAUUUGAAAUAUCAUCAUAUCAUAAUGCGACUGAUAGGUAAAGUUAAGAAGCUAUGUUGUUGUUUGACAAAUGACUGCUUGUUGAUUUGACGAGCUCAUUUAUCAAUUGGUUUUGUUCAAUUAGUUUUAAACACGCUACCAAGAGCGACCUAUUGUUUCACAAUAACAAACUGUUUCAACAAACCAAUUUAUCAAACACUAGCAUCUAGAUGGUUUGACCGCUCAACUAUUUAUUUAUACCAAAAUAAGCUGAUAUUUUUCAAUAAACUAUGUCCAUUAAACUAUUUUACUAAUUAAACACCCUUUAAGGUAUCAUAUUGAGAUAGAGGAGUGUAUAUCAUGUAUAAGAUCCGAUCCUCAUCAAAAGGAUGCAAACUACAAAUCAAAAUAUCAAAUGAUUGUAGUUCGUCAUAUUCAUAUACGUAAAAUUACACAUCGCAACUUUCCAACUUCCAUAGUUUACCAUUAAACAUCCUGUAAGAUCACAAAUCUAUCAUAUAUUAUACAUUAAUGAUCCAAAGUAAAAAAUCGUUAUUUUAGCGUAAUUCGCUGCAUUUCUGCCACCGUAGUAGAAGAUUUUCCAGUUUCUUCGUUAAAAGUAACCCAAGAACUUGCCAAUCUUCAACAAAUCUUUCUGUAGUUCCUUUUCAUUUUCAUCUUUAUUA
Molecule: messenger RNA, 2463 nt
Organism: Amaranthus tricolor (Joseph's coat)
Lineage: Eukaryota; Viridiplantae; Streptophyta; Magnoliopsida; Caryophyllales; Amaranthaceae
Product: probable polygalacturonase
Exons: 5
Coding region: 312-1655 (447 amino acids)
Biological process (GO): carbohydrate metabolic process
Molecular function (GO): polygalacturonase activity
Source: RefSeq, a predicted model, not a curated record